This is a messenger RNA of Acanthosepion pharaonis, 672 nucleotides long. The record is from the annotation of a GenBank genome assembly. Lineage: Eukaryota; Metazoa; Mollusca; Cephalopoda; Sepiida; Sepiidae.
AUGGCUGCUUUCUGGACAGAAAACAUUCUUUCUUUUUCCUUUUUUCUUCAUUUUUCUCAUUUUCAUAUUUUUCUUACUUCUCUCUUUAGUUUUUCACAAAUUCAUUCAUUCUUUUUUUUUUUUUUUUUCAUUUUAAUCAUUUUCAGACUUUCCUUAUAUUUAUCUUUACUUUUUCGUUCAUUCAUUUUUCUUUUUUGGUUUUUUUUUUUGGUUUUUAUCUAUUCAUAUUUCCGUUCUUUAUGUUUCAAAUUACAUGAUUUCCUUCCUUUCUUUAUUCUUUCUUUCUUUCCCUCUUUUCUCUAUCUCUCUUUUUGUCUUUUAUUACUUUCCUUCCUUCAUCCUUUUUAUUUUUCUCCAUUUUUCUUUUUUCCUCUUUCUUUCUAUCUUAUUUUUCUUUUUUCUUACUUCUUCCAGCUCUGCCUUUUUUUCCUUCUUUUUCUCUUUCUAUUUCUACAUUUCUUUCUUUUAUCUCGUCCUUUCUUUCUUCAAGGAAAAAUGAGGCGGAGCAAACCUCACCUUGAAAGUCGUCUUGAUAAAGAAAAGUUCCUUUCGUCAUUUCGUCAUUUUUCUUCCACAACAUCCCUAUUUUUUUUUAUUCCUCCUCCCGUCGUUUCAUUUACAAAUGUAUCUCCCAUUACGCACAAUACGUCCCUGCAAGCUACUACCCAGUAG